Colletotrichum chrysophilum is the source of this 1164-nucleotide messenger RNA. RefSeq lists its product as uncharacterized. Bases 1 to 1164 code for a protein of 387 amino acids. The transcript has a single exon. Lineage: Eukaryota; Fungi; Ascomycota; Sordariomycetes; Glomerellales; Glomerellaceae. The record is from RefSeq and is a predicted model, not a curated record.
AUGGCUGAAAUACAGGGCACUUGCGAUCCCAGAAUCGAAGAACUUCGCACUCAUCUGAAACAACUCGUUGACUCUGGAGAAGAAGUCGGCGCCGCGAUCGCCGUCAACCUCGACGGCCAAGAUGUUGUGGAUAUUUGGGGUGGUUACGCCGACAAAGAGAACAAUCAACCCUGGAACAGGGACACCAUCGUCAACAUCUUCUCCACGACGAAGAACAUCCUGAGUCUCGCCAUUCUCAUCCUCAUCGACCGCAAAGUCUUCUCAAUAUACGACAAAGUCUCCAAACUGUGGCCAGAGUUCGCCACGAAUGGCAAAGAGAACAUCGAGAUCCGCCAUAUUCUCUCGCACACAUCUGGAGUCUCAGGCUGGGACGCCGACCGCCCCCUUUCAUUUGAGGAGAUCUCCAACUUGGGCGAGGCCAACGCCAAACUUGCCGCACAAGCGCCUUGGUGGACACCGGGCUCGGCUUCCGGCUACCAUACCUGGACUUUCGGCCAUCUUCUCGGCGAAAUUGUACGUCGUGCAACCGGGAAAACACUCCAGGAAUUUGUGAUGGAGGAGAUUGUGGCGCCUCUUGGGGCGGACUUCCAGUUCGGUGUUGUGGAGCGCGACCUACCACGAACAUCGGACGUCAUUCCGGCUCCUCUUCCCAAGCUUCCUCCCGGUGUUGGCCCCCAACCUGGCUCAAUAACCUUCAGAACAAUGAAUCCAAUGCCUUUCCCGUCAACCUUUGCCAAUGGCGCAUCUUGGCGUCAAGGCCAUGUUCUGUCAGCAAGUGGACACACCAAUGCUCGAGCUCUUGCGCGGAUUCUUUCAGCCAUCAGUCUUGGUGGGAGCGUCGACGGGAAGAAGUUUUUGUCGGAAGAUACGAUUGACAAAAUAUUCGAGGAGCAGUCGAAUGGAGUUGAUUUAGUCACCAACAUGCCUCUUCGUUUCGGUGUUGGGUACGGAAUCACUGGUGACGGCAACACAGCCAUAGCCGAGUGGCUGCCAAACGGACGUGUCUGCUUCUGGGGAGGAAUGGGCGGCUCUUUCGCUGUCAUGGACCUGGACAGAAAACUGACCAUUACAUAUGUCAUGAACAAGAUGUCAAUGACGGGACUAGGUAAUGACGCGUUCAAGGAAUAUGCGAAGAUCGUCUACAAGGCGCUGGAUCGGGCAUAA